GAGAUUUCGAUCCGCAGAGGUUUUUUGUUAAUUUUGACUGAGGAAAAUUUCUUAAAUUAGGGUUUUUGAAUUUGAUCUCAUUCUAAAGAUGAAAGCUUCGAUUGAGAAGUUAAGGAGGUUAACAUCGCAUUCGCAUAAGGUCGAUGGUAAGGAUAAAGGAGAGACUGUGGCUACAACACAAAUUGACGAACUCGCUCGUGCCGGGAAGGAUAUGCAAGACAUGCGAGAUUGUUAUGAUAGACUACUCGCUGCAGCAGCUGCCACGGCUAAUAGUGCUUACGAGUUUUCUGAGUCACUGGGAGAAAUGGGUUCUUGUUUGGAGCAAAUUGCGCCUCAUAACGACGAAGAAAGCAGUAGAAUCUUGUUUAUGCUAGGUAAAGUUCAGUCUGAGCUUCAGAGACUUCUUGAUACAUAUCGUAGUCAUAUAUUCAAAACUAUUACAUCGCCAUCAGAGGCGCUUCUCAAGGACCUCAGAACUGUUGAGGAUAUGAAGCAACAGUGUGAUGAGAAGAGGACUGUGUUUGAAAUGUCGCUAGUGAAAGAUAAAGGAAGGCCUAAAAGUAGUAAAGGAGAGAGACAUAUUCCUCCUGAGUCUCGACCUGCCUACAGUGAGUUUCAUGACGAAGCAACAAUGUGCAUCUUUCGAUUGAAAUCUCUUAAAGAAGGACAAGCUCGUAGCCUCCUUACUCAAGCAGUCCGUCACCACACUGCUCAGAUGCAUUUGUUCCACACUGGACUGAAAUCGCUUGAGGCAGUUGAGCGUCGUGUAAAAGUUGCUGCACUGAAUCAACACAUUGAUUGUGAUCUAUCUGUUCAUGGGAACGAAGUGGAAGCUAGCGAGGAUGAUGAUGAUGGUGAUGGCCGAUACAUGAACAGAGAAGGAGAACUGAGUUUUGAUUACAGAAAAAAUGAGCAGAAGGUCGAAGCUGCUUCUCUCUCUACACCAGGGGGCUCAGUGAAGGUGGAUGAUACAGACCUGUCGUUUCCUCGCCCUUCUGCAAUACGACCAGCAGCGGUAUAUGCUGAUCAUAGAGAAGAAUAUCCAGUUUCAACUCGCGAUAAGUAUUUGAGCAGCCAUUCAGCUCCGCUGUUCCCAGAAAAAAAACCUGAUGUAUCAGAGAGGUUGAGACCGGCGAAUCCAUCUUCUAAUGCCUACGUAUUACCAACACCAAACGAGUCAAGGUACCCUAAACCAGCUUCCCAAGCUUUAAAUCCGAGGCCAGUAAACCACAGUGCCGGAAACAUAUGGCAUUCAUCUCCGUUGGAGCCGAUAAAAAGCGGGAAAGACGCAGAAAACAACAACCUAUACGGCCGGGUCCCUCGCCCUGCUACAACAGACACGCAUCAUCAUCAGCAACUGCAAGCAGCAGGAAGACAUGCAUUUUCUGGACCACUGAAACCGUCCUCAACAAAACCCAUCACCACCGCGGACAGUUACUCAGGCAUGUUUUGUCCUCUCCCGACUCCUCCAGUGCUCCAGCCUCAUCCUCUUCCAUCAUCUUCUCCAAGAGUCUCCCCUACAGCUUCACCUCCUCCUGGUUCUUCCCCGAGGCUCAACGAGCUUCACGAGCUUCCAAGGCCCCCAGGCCACUUUCCACCACCUCCAAGACGAGCGAAAUCCCCGAGUCUGGUUGGUCACUCGGCACCUCUAACCGCAUGGAACCAAGAAAGAAACACCGUCACUGUUGCUGCUCCAUCCGCCACCAACAUUGUAGCCUCCCGGCUUCCGAUUCCUCCCUUGGUCAUCCCUAGAAGCUACUCUAUACCUUCAAGAAACCAGAGAGCUGUUUCUCAACGGCCGGUCGAAAGGAGCGAUGGUAGCGUAGCAGUAGCAUCCCCACCGUUAACACCAAUGAGCCUGUCUCGGCCACUUCCUCAAGCCACGGGAGUUGCUCAGACCAGUCAAAUCAGAGGUUAUUAAUCAUGCAGGAGUAGGAAAGCUGAUCGAACGAUGAAGCUGCCGCUGGUUGUACAAAAUUCAGAGAUCUUCCAUAAGUGAAUAUAGAGAGAAGUCCCUUAAUAUGUAUUUAUUCUUUAGUUGGUUAAUCUCGUUUCUAGGUUUCUUUUUAAUCCAUUGUAAAUCUGAAGCCUCUGUUCUUCAUUCUCAAUCCUUUCUUCUUUAUUACA
Capsella rubella is the source of this 2127-nucleotide messenger RNA. RefSeq lists its product as uncharacterized. Lineage: Eukaryota; Viridiplantae; Streptophyta; Magnoliopsida; Brassicales; Brassicaceae. Bases 89 to 1921 code for a protein of 610 amino acids. The transcript has 11 exons. The record is from RefSeq and is a predicted model, not a curated record.